AAGGUGCUCGCAGCGCGUCCAGUUCUCCGCCAAGUUUAUCUUCGUGGGGAUGUUGAGCUCGGUGAAGAUGGAAGCGCACGACCUGCCCGAGUCAUGGAAUACUUUCUACAGCGAGGCCAACGAGAUGUAUCCGUCGCCCAGCAGCAUGAACUCCGCCCUGGCGUCCAUGGGCUCCAUGGGGCCCCUCAACAGUUACAUCAACCUGAACCCGGCGGGCGGCGGCGGGGGCGGCGGCCUGAACAUGGGCUACCCCGGCCCGGGACUCAGCACGUCGCCGCUGGCCUCGGUGGGCUCGGGCCCGGCCCACAUGCCGCUCUCCCCGGUGGCGCCCUCGCUCACCCAGCUGUGUCCGGCCGCCGCCCCCCCGGUCUCCCUGUCCCACUACGGCAACAUGGGCCAGUCCGUGAGCCAGCUGGGCUACCCGUCGGGCGCCUCCGUGAGUCGCGGCGGGCCCAAGGAGAUCCCGCCCAAGCCGUACCGCCGCUCGCUGACGCACGCCAAGCCGCCCUACUCGUACAUCUCGCUCAUCACCAUGGCCAUCCAGCAGAGCGGCGGCAAAAUGCUCACCCUAAACGAGAUCUACCAAUGGAUCAUGGACUUGUUCCCGUACUACCGGGAGAACCAGCAGCGUUGGCAGAACUCCAUCCGCCACUCGUUGUCCUUCAACGACUGCUUCGUCAAGGUGGCCCGCUCGCCCGACAAACCGGGAAAAGGCUCCUACUGGACUCUGCACCCGCAGUCGGGUAACAUGUUCGAGAACGGCUGCUACCUGCGGCGCCAGAAACGCUUCAAAAUCGACGACAAGCUGGCCAAGAAGGCGGGCAAAGACGGCAGCAAGGGGGGCGACGCAUCGGGCGACCGCAGCCCGGCCGGGGGCGGCGGCUCGGACGAAGCCGACUCGGCUCACUCGGACAACUCCCGCCCGGGUUCCUCCGACGACCAGACGCUGCCCCGCGGGACCGCCAACGACGCCUUGUUGGUGCCGCUCGACUGCCCGCCGCCGCCCGCCUCCUCUGCCGGCAUCUUCCACACCCAGUCCACCCACCUCCUCCCCGGCGCCAUGGGGCAGCACAUGGACCUGCAGAGCGAUGCCCUCAAGUCGCUGGACCCCCACUACAAUUUCAACCACCCGUUCUCCAUCACCAACCUCAUGUCCAACGAGCAGAAGAUGGACCUCAAGUCCUACCAGGACCAGGUGAUGGCGUACAACAGCUACGCCUCCAGCGGCUCGCCCGUGCCAGCCAAGCAGAUCUACGACAGUCCCGGACCGGGGGCCGUGGACUCCGGUGCCUACUACCAGACGCUCUACAGCCGCUCCGUACUCAACGCGUCCUAAUCGAACGCGAC
Molecule: messenger RNA, 1347 nt
Organism: Phycodurus eques (leafy seadragon)
Lineage: Eukaryota; Metazoa; Chordata; Actinopteri; Syngnathiformes; Syngnathidae
Gene: foxa3
Product: forkhead box A3
Exons: 2
Coding region: 50-1336 (428 amino acids)
Biological process (GO): cell differentiation; regulation of transcription by RNA polymerase II; anatomical structure morphogenesis
Molecular function (GO): RNA polymerase II cis-regulatory region sequence-specific DNA binding; protein domain specific binding; transcription factor binding
Source: RefSeq, a predicted model, not a curated record